GAGAGAGAGAGAGAGAGAGAGAGAGAGAGAGAGAGCAGCGCACAUGUACAGGAGGAUGUGUGAGUGACUGCAGAAAGCGUGCGUCGCGUUACGCAAGCGGCUCAUGAUCAGCAGCGAGAGGAGCUGCAGCAGAGAGAGAGAGAGAGAGAGAGAGAGAGAGAGAGAGAGAGAGAGAGAGAGAGGACAAACACACAGCAGAGAGAGUCAGACUAACUCCCUCAUCUCUCUCUCUCUCCCUGGGCUGCCGAAGCGCAGGAGUGUUUCUGGAGACGCCAAGGACCAGCGGACAUGAACGACUGACAUUCACGCUUUCCGUGUCAUUUAAGCCCAGACCUCGAUGGCUCUGAAGGAGAGCCGCCUCACCUGGGGCUUCCUGCUGUGGUCUGCGACGUGGAGCUCGGCUUGGUCCUUUACGCCGCACGAUGGGUCCUCGGUCAGUCCCAUAUUUCAUCGCAGCACUCCACCUGCCCCCGAGACGGGGACGAACAGAACUGAGGCGCCUCCGAGCAACUAUACAGGCCUGAGCUGCACGUCGCUGCUUCCCCCUCGGCGAGGUUCGUACUACGUAGAGAAGGGCGGUGGGAUGUCCGUGGGAACCGUUCUGGCGUUCUGGUGCCUCGAGGGCUACCAGCUGGUGGGCAGCGAGAAGAUCAGCUGUGUGCUGCGAGGCGACACCGCUCAGUGGAGCAACUACCCGCCCGACUGCGAGGCCAUUCCUAAACCGGAGGACCGCGGACUGAGAGUGGCCGUGCUGGCAUCGGUAGUGAGCAGCAUCGUCAUCCUCGCCAUGUCCGUGUCCUUCAUCAUCUGCUGUCUGCAGGAGCGCAUGAGCAAAGAGAGGGCGGAACGGACGGACGGACGGGGCAGGACAAGAGACAAGCACAAAUCGUCCUGGAGGAGCGAGUGCUGGCUGGAGAGAGAUGAAGGAGACUGGGAAGCUUUUCCACCACCUAAAAUCUACAACCUUUCCCAGCAUCUCGACCCCCACCUGACCCCCGAGAGCCCGGUCUAUGUGGGGGGACUGGCUGGUUACGAUAACCGCGGGUAUCAGAGGAGCCAGGAAAACCUCCUGAAAGCUCCUCUUCCUGGUCUGUACCGUACGGAAAGUCAGAUGUACCCACACGUGGUGCUGCAGAGGGUUCCCACACCCACAGUGCCGAGCGCACCCAGCGCUCCUGUCUACCUCCGCCUCUCCACCCCUCCGCCCGCAGAAGGCCCCAGCGAGCCUCCGUACCCCAGCGCCGCUCCACAGCGUCUGUGGCCAUAGAAACACACUUUUAUUCAGAACUUUUACAACUGUCGCCAUGGCGACGGAUUACAGCCCCUACAUGCCAACGGCUCCUGGGGUUCAGAAAACCGAGAGAAAUGACGGACUCAAGCACACAGAUACACAGCUAGAGCUAGAUGUUGGACCAGGUGUGUGUCCAAAUGUAGUUACAUGUAGUGUGUUGCACAUGUGAGGAGAUUUCCGAGCGACUCUAAGGAGGCCCACUUAGUUUCCUGGAGAGGAAAGGUAUAUUAGGAAAGCUGAGGACUUCAUGCUGGUACUGUGAUCUGCUCCAGGCUUUUUUUUUUCAGUUAGUGCUUUUUAUUUUCAUGGCAAAGUUUUUGACUACUUGCACUCAUGAAUUGCAAAAUGCAACUGUGUCAGGUCACCUUAGAGCAUCAAUUUAAUAUUUCUAUGUUUUUAUAUUAUGGAAGUGUAGCAGAAUUACACUGUUGUCCAGGUUACGGACAUAUGUUGGAUCUCAUGAACAUUAUACUUAAAACUUGAUUUUGUUUAUAACAAAUAAAAAGAUUAAGAUCAUUG
Molecule: messenger RNA, 1810 nt
Organism: Puntigrus tetrazona (Sumatra barb)
Lineage: Eukaryota; Metazoa; Chordata; Actinopteri; Cypriniformes; Cyprinidae
Exons: 5
Coding region: 338-1267 (309 amino acids)
Cellular component (GO): plasma membrane
Source: RefSeq, a predicted model, not a curated record